GCUGAAAAAAUUCGCCACUGCGAAAUUCGUGGUGAUUGCAUUAUCGUUUUCAGUUGUGGCAUUCGGUAUGGCAACGUUUAUCAUGUUAGCAGUAGACCUCGCGACUGACAGGGGAGUCGAGCCUUCUAAGGCAGUGUUCCUUCUGAACGUUUUCGCUGCCGCCGAUAUUUGCAUGAGGCCAACCAGUGGCCUUCUUGUUGACUUCAAGAUAUUGUCCCUGGAAGCCGUGAUGUUUCUGGGCUUCCUUCUUCAAUUCGUCGCCUGCGAGCUCCUUGCCAUUCUCAAAGCAUUUCCACUCAUGCUGGCGUCUGGGGCAAUAUAUGGCGUCAGUAACGGGUGCAGGUUCACACUCCUAGCGCCGUGCCUUGUGAAGGACUUUGGAGUGGAGGCACUGCCAAUUAUGAUGGGCGUAGUGACCUUCUGCAAUGGACUCGCGCUCCUCACAAGGCCCCUUCUAGUGGGUACGUGUGCGCUUUUCUUUAAAAUUGUGACACUUCAAGCGAUUGAUUGCGACGAUCCCGAGUACACUGAAAAACCGCCUGGCAAAGCACGCGAAACAGAGUUCACAGAGCUGCCCUUCGUGCAGAACGGCAGCUCCUGCCUCAACGGCCUCCCAUCGCUAGAAUCGAACAGCACAUCAGCAAACAAGAACAAU
Molecule: messenger RNA, 655 nt
Organism: Rhipicephalus sanguineus (brown dog tick)
Lineage: Eukaryota; Metazoa; Arthropoda; Arachnida; Ixodida; Ixodidae
Product: monocarboxylate transporter 2
Exons: 2
Source: RefSeq, a predicted model, not a curated record